This is a messenger RNA of Pelagomonas calceolata, 1851 nucleotides long. The record is from the annotation of a GenBank genome assembly. NCBI's taxonomy places the organism in Eukaryota, Pelagophyceae, Pelagomonadales, Pelagomonadaceae.
CUUACGGUAUGCAAAUAGGCUGCCUGGCCACUGGGGGCAAUGAUGAUGAAAAAAAUACGGAAUCUCUGCGGUACCAUAUUUCUUGGUUUCUGCCUGUGGUGGUUGCCAAAUGGAAAUCGGAUGAAGGACGGUGCAAGCCAACAGCUGGCCCGUGUGACAUGUGCUGCCUUUUUGCUCCUUCUCUGUAUGUCAGAUUUCUCACUCCGAAAUAGAGGCAACCAGACAACCCUCUUCUUUGAACGUUACGUUGGUCCUGCAUCUGCACGUUCGCUUGCAGCUAUGCGCAUAUCAUGCUCGGUCCUGUUAUUGACUUUCACAUCGGAUCACAUGACAUCUCCACUCGCGGCAACUGCACAGGUCCCCCGAUGGAUGUGUCGACCUACGGGCAUAAUUCGACUGCUCAACGAGUGUGGUGUACUCGGCGGGCUCUUCGAGGAUGCACGUUCACUCUGGCGGCUUGAGCAGCUCACACGGGCAGCACUAGGCUGCGUCGCGAUGGGUCUAGGGACGCCUGUUGUUGCUCCAUGCGCUUCCAUACUUUGGCUUUUCUAUGGCGGUGUGUUGCGAGCGUACAACACAUGGCGUGGACACUCCUUUAUCGCUGCAUGGUGGACUCUGGUUGUUUUGGCAUGGCGCGGUGGCGCUGCCGACGCAGCUUCACUUGACUCUUGCCUGUGUGCCUUGUACGAAGACGCAAAGCUUGCAAAUGUUGCACGAGGCCGAUGGUGGACCGCCGGGAGGCCUUCCCAUUGGAACAGGCGAUUCAGCAGGCCUUUACCGCACACACAUGCAACUGAGUUGGCACGUGCCGCUGACCGUGGCUGGACGCGAUUUCUGGUCACGCUGAUUUUUGCAAACAAUUAUCUUAUGGCAGGUUUGUCCAAGCUCUGUGCUUCGGGAGUUGCAUGGGCCUCCGGAGAUAAUCUAAAAGCAAAACUACUGCAAACAACGCUCACGCAAACGUCCUUUGGAUGCUACCUUACACUUUUCUGUAGGCGCUUUCCCGACACCUUUUUUGGUGCUCUCGGUGCAUGUGGCCUUUACGGGGAGAUAGCCAUGGGCCUUGUGCCGUUUUUCUCAUUUGCCAAGCUACUCCUCCCUAUAGCUAUGUGGGGGAUGCACGUGAGCAUCGCUGCAUUGCAACACAUCAUUUUUGUUGACCUGCUCUUCUUCAUCCCAGCCUGGUAUAUUUGGCACGUGAUAGAUCGUAAUCCAGGCAAGUUGAGGCCUCUUGCGCACGCGCAACAUCCUUGGGAUUGGACCCAGUGGGUCGACGAUAUUCAUGCCUGUUGGCUUAAAGCGCGUGCUUUCAGCCAGGGACCCCGUUUAUUCCAGGCCACCCCCCGCGAGUCCGCGGCCAUAUUAGAUAACAACCACCUUAAAGAUAAAAAACUGCCUGACUUGCCCGAGGACCUGCCAACUCCCAAAGCAGUAGUGCUUGAUGCCAAUCCAUCUCUUCCCCAUGAGGAUAUAAUCCACGCGGGUGCGAGACAAACGCUGCUCUUUAUGCUUGUGUUCCUUGGCGUGUGGACGCGGGGGGCUGAAUGGUUUCCAUAUAAUGCGUUUCGCAUGUUUGCUGGCUGGACAUCCAGGCCCAUCCUUUAUGAGCGCUACAUUGCACUCGGUGGUGACGGCUCUCGAAUACGUAAUUUUCACUACCAUGAGAUCCACCCGGCACUCAACCGAAAACGCCUCGUUGAGGCCUUUAAUCGCUGCGCUGAUGAGCCCGAGUCGGCUGAUUGCUGUGUAUAAGUCAACCAAUGACGUGGAUGCCCGAAACCCUCAAAAUUCUCCAUCUCGGCCAGGACGAUGUCGUUUGGCUGGUCAUGGUUAAUAUGACAAAGUCAGAGA